Messenger RNA from Lasiosphaeria miniovina, 561 nucleotides. RefSeq lists its product as uncharacterized. NCBI's taxonomy places the organism in Eukaryota, Fungi, Ascomycota, Sordariomycetes, Sordariales, Lasiosphaeriaceae. The transcript has 2 exons. The record is from RefSeq and is a predicted model, not a curated record. Bases 1 to 561 code for a protein of 186 amino acids.
AUGACAAACGCCGGGAAAAGCACCAAGUCCAUCUCCGCCGGAACAGGAGGAUCUGGAUACCAAUACCAAUACCAACCCGGAGCCGAGAAUCCAGCAGAGCACUACUCAUCGAUGGACCGAUGGAUUGGCGAGUCCGCGCGCGACGAGCCAUGGAGUCCCGUCCACCCGCGCGGCUACCCCUACAGUCCAGCAAGCAAGGGCGGCCAUGGGAAGAAGGGGAAGGGCGGGACCGACGCCGACAAGUCUAAGAGCAAGAGCAAGCCACCUCUUCUGUCGGUAGCUGAGCUACAACUUCGUCUCCGCGCCAACCGGAUUUCCAGAAUCACCCAAGUCGUUGUCAUCGACCCGGGCUCCAUGGGCACGCCAUCUCUUCACCAGCCAAUUAUUUCUAGUUCACGCGCGCGCUCUUAUUCGCCGCCAUCGUGCUUGCGCUCGCUGGGCCCGGUAAUAGCCCUACUCGGCGGCCCCAGCCGGCCCGUCUUCUGCACCAUCGCCAGCCUGUCGGCCGACCUCGUGGCCGCCACUUACAGAGCCUGGUCUCGCCCGAGGGACCAGUAUUGA